UACCUAUCUAGAUAUGUCGCUUUGAAACUUUGUACAAGUGCAGGGUACUGAUUAGUCUUCAACAAAGGUACCGUAACUACUUAGUACUUAGUUGAAUAAAAUUGGUAUCUACUUAUCGUUGACGAUUUGGUGUGAAAGUAUCAAGUGUAGGAUUAUAGUUUACAAUGAAGCGAAGCUUCAACAUGCUUCUCAUUAUUAUCCUUGUCGGUAUUGUGUACGACAGUCAUGGAGCAAAUAUCUUGGUGUAUCUUCCUUCGCUAGCCCCAAGUCAUGCUAAGCCAUUUUAUCCUCUUUUUAUAGAGUUGGCAAAACGAGGUCAUAAUGUCACAAUGCUGAGUAGGUUUCCUUUGGAUACGAAGAUUGAGAACUGCACGUAUUUACCAAUUAGCGAUUUGUAUCCAAUGCCAAAAAAUGGUUUCGCAUAUUUCCAAGAGUUAACUCGCGUAGAAAAUUACAUUCAAAUGCACAAUAUAGCAAGCGAUGUCGCCGUGGGAAAUAAAGAUGAUCCCAACACUCGAUUUAUAUUUCAAUCCAAAUCUAAUAGCUUCGACAUAGUCAUGACACAGUUGUAUCAUAUGGAUAGUUGUUUCGCUUUGGCUGGCCAUUUUCACGCGCCAAUCAUAGGACUAUCUUUCCAAUCUAUGGUGCCAGUAUACAACUGGAUACUUAAAAAUCCGAUGCAAUUCUCGUACAUUCCUCACUUGUAUUUACCCUUCAGCGAUGACAUGGAUUUCGUGCAACGUUUGUCCAACACUCUAUUCGGAGUAUUUAGCGUACUUUUUUAUCAUAUCGUUUCACUGCCUAAGUAUCAGAGUAACGUAAACACCAUGAUGAAAUCGGUAAACAACGCUGACGAAACGCUAAAUUUCGAACAACUCACCCAGAAUUUAUCACUCAUUUUAGUAGAAUCCCAUUUUUCGGUAGACUUCCCGAAACCUAAUUUACCAAAUGUGAUUGAUGUUGCUGGAAUCCAUAUAACACCUCCGAAGCCACUACAAAACGAUAUCGCGGAUUUCAUCGAUGGGGCCAGAACUGGUAUCAUUUAUAUCAGUUUGGGAACAUUAAUCGAUCCAAUAACGAUGACCGCUUUUGGCCAGAAAUUAUUCUCUAUACUGAAAAAAUUUCCCGAACACAGGGUUAUAUGGAAAUGGAAUCCAAAACUAGUGAAGAAUCGUCCUGACAAUUUUUUAAUACGUGAAUGGCUACCUCAAGCUGACAUCCUGAGACAUCCAAAAACAAAAUUAUUCAUUAGUCAUGGAGGGCACCACAGCGUAAUCGAAUCAGUACACGGAGGAGUUCCUAUAUUGUGUUUUCCAUUUUUCACUGACCAACACCACAGCGCGGCUGUAAUUAAAAAAUACGAUUUCGGCUUACAGGAAGAUUUGGAGGCUAAUGAACACGACAUUCUUGAAAAAAUCCAGCAAUUGCUCUUUCAUAAAAAAUACGCUGAAAAUGCGAAGAAGCAGUCGAUUAUACUCAAAGAUCGUCCAAUGAAUCCCAUGAACUUGGCAGUUUACUGGACUGAAUACGUAAUCCGUCAUAAGGGAGCUCUUCAUUUGAAAUCUGCAGCUACACAACUGAGCUGGUACAAGUAUCUUUUAUUGGAUGUUGCUGCGUUCUGCAUUUUCUUCAUUUUAUUGUUUAUUUACAUUAUGAAAUUUAGCUUGGCCAUUUUAUAUAAAUCAUAUUCGAAGAUAUCUUUGCGUAAACUCAAGAAGUGUUAAAAUACCAUUACAAAUGAGAUGAAGUAACUA
Messenger RNA from Planococcus citri (citrus mealybug), 1754 nucleotides. Its product is annotated as UDP-glycosyltransferase UGT4-like. The record is from RefSeq and is a predicted model, not a curated record. Lineage: Eukaryota; Metazoa; Arthropoda; Insecta; Hemiptera; Pseudococcidae. Gene Ontology annotation, molecular function: UDP-glycosyltransferase activity. The transcript is spliced from 5 exons. The coding region runs from base 165 to 1724 and encodes 519 amino acids.